Microplitis mediator is the source of this 3608-nucleotide messenger RNA. RefSeq names its product proteoglycan 4-like. The record is from RefSeq and is a predicted model, not a curated record. The transcript has 3 exons. Lineage: Eukaryota; Metazoa; Arthropoda; Insecta; Hymenoptera; Braconidae. Bases 140 to 3046 code for a protein of 968 amino acids.
AAAGUGACCGGUUUUGUUGUUUCCUGCAACGUCCAUACAUACGUGAUUGUUUUUAGUGUUAAAAGUAAUCGCUUUGUGUUAUUUUUAUAUAUUUUAUUAAUUAUUUUAAAGAGUAUAAGUUUGUGGCAGUGGGACCACAAUGUCCCUGAGAAAAAUCCGGAGAGGAACAAAAACUGACGGUGAAGAUGAUAAAGUGAUGGAACAAGAUAUCAGCAUAAUUCCAAAGACUCCAGAGGAUGGGAAUCGCACUUUAAGAACAAGACGUCAAUUGAAAAUGAAAAAUAUUGAUGAAUCUGAAGUUAUUGACAGUUCCCCAGCAUUGAAUGAGUCAAAACGACCUGGAAGAAAGGUACGAGGGAAAAAAACUGCGGAAACAGCUGAUGAAUCAGUUAAUGUGUCUGUAGUAGCGAGCAGUAGAAAGAGAACGAAAAAAGAUAAAGAUAGUAAUGUUACUUUGUUAACUGAAGAUUCAAUUUUAAAUGAUCAGAGCCAAAUGAAAGAGCCGGUCUCUGUUAAAAAAACUCGGGCUCGUAAACGAGCAGCUCCUGAGCAAGCUGAUGCUGAUAAAAAAUCGGGUGAUGCGGAAAAUGGCCGUGGAGAGGAAAAUGACGGUGAUAUAACAGCCGCAGCAAUAAUUGAGGAUAGUCGCGAUGAAGCAUCAAAUGAAGACAACGAAGUUAAAGCAGUAUCUAAACGAGCUACUAGAAGACAAGCCGCGACACCAAUAAAUCCUCGAACUCGUCAGCUUCGGAAUCGUAAUGUUAAUUCACCGGGUGCUAUUGUAACUCCUGAAAGUAGCCCGAUAACUGUUCAUCUUUCUCCUCAUCGUGCAACAAAGACACCACGAAAAUCCCCGGUUAAUAUCGGAUCACCAAAAACACACACGAUCAGUCCGCAACGAACUUCUAAAACUCCUCGUAAGCUUUCAGUUAUUCCUGACUCACCUAUAUCAUCAGAUAAAUCAUCAAACAAUGAAACUCCACAUACUAAUUCACCGAAGAAUUUAUUUUCUUCUCGGCAGUCUCCGGGACAGUCACCCAAAGUUUCGUUGAGAUCUCCAAGAUCGCUUCAAACUUCUCUCAAGUCUCCAAAAUCUCUUAGAACUUCACUAAAAUUAAUAAAGUCACCUAAACUUUCUUCAAAGUCUCCGAGGUCUCCUGGAGCAAAUUUGAAGUCUCCUAAAUCUCCUAGAACAGCUUCAAAACCUUCAAAAUCUCCUGAAACAACUGCGAAGUCUCCAAGGUCACCUAAAAAUGUUUCAAGAUCUCCUAAAUCUCCCCGAGUAUCUCCAAAAUCCGUCAAUGCUUUGAAAUCUCCAAGGACUCCUAAAAUUUGUUUGAAAUCUCCAAAAUCCAAAAGCCCUCGUGUACUUUCUACUAAAAUAAGAAAAUCUCCAAAAAAAGGUCCAACAACUCCAGUUAAAUCUCCAUCUCCAAAUAAUAAGUCACCUGAUAAACAAAAAUCAAUUGAAUUAUUUAAAACUGAUGAAAAAAUGAAGUCACCGCAACUGGUCCUCCGAAAAUUAACACCUCGCAAACAGGAAGAAAUCAUACAGACACCGAUUAUGAGCCCUAGUGCAUCAGAAAAAUUACCCGAAAAACCAGCUAGCCCCCGGAGAUCAAAGUCUACACUGAAAAAACGGUCAUCAAUAACAUCUUCAGGAACACCAUUAAGACCCAUUCCAACACCUAAACACAACGAUUCAAAAAUAUCUGCUCAUAAAUCUUUUGUCGGUGAUACAAAUACACCUCUAACUUUAUUUGCAAUAAAACAUGGCUCUGGAUUGAUGUCAUCAACGCCGAGAGAGAAAAUUCGUCGCUCAUUGAAUGUCUCUCUCAAUUCAAGCAAAUCCCCAAGUGUUAAAGACAGUCCACUGAGCGUUGAAACUUUUUAUGGUAAAUCACCCAAGACAUCUACUCGUAUUAAUAAUGACACAACAUUUUCUAAAAUUGAUGACGAAACAAAUCCGUUGAUAAGUGACGAUGACUCUUUCGAAAUGAGUGGGAUUAAAACUGUUGAGCAAUCACAAAAAGAUAUAACAUUUACAGCUGAUCAAGAUACUUUGAUAUCUGAAGAUGAAGAUGAAGAUAAAAAUCAUAAUAAUACUUAUGAACUUGACGAGCCACAAACACCGGGAUUGAGAAACAAGAAAAAAUCUGAAAACGAUACCUAUGAAUUGGAUGAACCAAAAACACCUGCUUUACGUAAAAAAAGAAAUGCAGUGGAGACUAGCAUCAUUGAUGCUGUUAAUACUGAGGAACAAGGAAUCAAACGGGUAUGCCGAGUUAGAUUUGCCAGUCCAUCGGCAAAUAAUAUAUCAGUUACUAAUGAAGAGCCUAAAGAUAUAACAGCAAGAACAGCAACUCCUGGAAAUAAAGCUCUGUUGAAAAGAAGUAGAUUCGUAACGUUACGAAAUCCCAAUCAAACGAACAGAACUUCACCACGAAGACGAUCAAAUUCUUUAUCAAAUGUACCUCGGCCGAAACCUCCCAGCACCAAGAAACGUUCGCUAUCGACUAUUGAUUUAACAAGAUCAGCUCAAAAAACGUUACAAAAUGAAUCUGUAAGCAGGUUAAGUAGACCCAGACACUCAGUGCAAUCAGAUAAGAAACCCGAUGCAAAACCACUGUCCGCAAGAAAAAUACCAAAUUUUGCUCAAAUACACCAGAAAAAAUUUGAAAAAAUGGAAUCUGUCGUAGACGCCAAAAAAAGAGUUGAAGAUCGUCACAAUGUACUGACGAAUAAUUUAACGUCGUCAAGUGUUUCUAAACUGAUAACUCCCAGCACUUCAAAAGCAUCAAGUCGGCAAGUGACAAAAGCAACAGCUGCUACAGACAAAGGUUUCAGUCCACGUGAUACUGUUAAUGGUGUCUUCAAUAGAUUUGGUUACAAAGUACGGAAAGAGGAAGCCACUAAAUUAGUUAACAAAAAACUCCCGACCAAAACAAGUGAUGAGAAGAAAACUGAAAAACGUACGAUACUCAAAGGAGUGCGUUCUAAUCGCAGAUUUGAGAUGUUGAUGCAACUGCGUAAAAUGAAUCAAUAAAACCAUAUCAGAAAAAAACUUAUAUUUUUACUAUAGACUAAUUAAUUAAUUAAUUGGUCAGUUAAUUAAUUAAUAAUAUCAUUUCCAUUGUACAGAUAAAUGGAUGAAUAAUUUAAUAUCAAUAGACAUACGUGAAUUAAAAAUUUAUCUUUCCGUCUCAGAGUUUGGGUCUCUUACUAUUAUUUGUUUCGUUACAUUGUAAGUUAAAUCCUUUAUUAGUAACUUUUGAUUUAGUUUAUUAUUAUUAUCAAAGCUUAAUUUUUAUUGCGCGCAUUAUUCAUCUUUUAACUAACAAAAAUGGUCUAAUCAUUGAAAUUAUUUAGGAACUAUAAAUUUAUACUUGACCACUGCACAGUAUAAUAUUAUAUAUUAAGUAAGAGUUAUAUUUUUCAAUGUGCGCGCUAUUUAUCAACAACAAUUCGCUGUAAAUUAGUUUUAAGAUAACGAAAGAAAUAAGAAUAUUGUAUGUUUACAUAAUUUUAAAAAAUAAUUGUAAACUUGUUGUGUAAUAAAAAUGAAAUGUUUCAAACGUCAUAUGUAAUAAAGAAUUUAAUUUUAUAAA